Knipowitschia caucasica is the source of this 504-nucleotide messenger RNA. Lineage: Eukaryota; Metazoa; Chordata; Actinopteri; Gobiiformes; Gobiidae. The record is from the annotation of a GenBank genome assembly.
AUGACUCUGAGCUCAGGGCUCAGGGCUGUGAGCACGGGGCUCAGGGCGGUGAGCACAGGGCUCAGGGCGGUGUGCACAGGGCUCAGGGCUCAGGGCGGUGAGAACAGGGCUCAGGGCUGUGAGCACAGGGCUCAGGGCGGUGAGCACAGGGCUCAGGGCGGUGAGCACAGGGCUCAGGGCGGUGAGAACAGGGCUCAGGGCGGUGAGCACAGGGCUCAGGGCGGUGAGCACAGGGCUCAGGGCGGUGAGCACAGGGCUCAGGGCUCAGGGCGGGCGGUGAGAACAGGGCUCAGGGCUGUGAGCACAGGGCUCAGGGCUCAGGGCGGUGAGAACAGGGCUCAGGGCUGUGUGCACAGGGCUCAGGGCGGUGAGAACAGGGCUCAGGGCUGUGAGCACAGGGCUCAGGGCUGUGAGCACAGAGCUCGGAGCUCAGGGCUCAGGGCUGUGAGCACAGGGCUCAGGGCUGUGAGCACAGAGCUCGGAGCUCAGGGCUCAGGGCUGUGA